This is a messenger RNA of Colletotrichum acutatum, 910 nucleotides long. RefSeq lists its product as uncharacterized. NCBI's taxonomy places the organism in Eukaryota, Fungi, Ascomycota, Sordariomycetes, Glomerellales, Glomerellaceae. The transcript has a single exon. The record is from RefSeq and is a predicted model, not a curated record. Bases 177 to 755 code for a protein of 192 amino acids.
CCGUGACCUGGGGGAGACGAGAACCACAGCAAUGGGAUGUCACCCUGCUCUCCACCGUGGCACCGAGACAUAUGCGUACGCCCCAGGCGGGCGACUGAGAAAGUCUGAGAGCCCCCAGAUAGCGUGGGCUGUGCUGGUUGGCCAAUGGGCAACUUGUCACUUGAAGCCGUUAGCAAAUGGCUCCGAAAAAGUGGCCGCCCCUCCCAUUGUUCAUUGCGCGCUGUCUCCUCAACGUUAUCUCAGGAUCCAGUCCGACCCUCCUCCUCUCGAACCUGUCUGUGGAACUGGGGCCCUGGGAGGCAUAUGUGAAGUGGAGAGCACGAAUCUUUGGGCCCGGGUCGGUGAGGGGAGACGACCCACGCAGAGGUCCAGGUCCGCGACGCUGGAGACAAAGCCAGGAGGCUAGCCUGCAUCGCAAUCUGCGUGCUGUAGUACACAACAGUCUCUGCUGCUAUUCCGUCACUCUGUCUUACACUGGAAAUCGUCGAAGUCGAGGAGGCUCAUCGGGAAGAAAAUCCUGCAGGCAAGCCACACCCAUGAUGUCCAACCAGGCUUCUUGCCAGGGUUGCAGCGGCUUUUGCUACACGCCUCGGCACGGCAUCCACGGAAACUGGCUGUUCCCUAACUUCCUUUUCAAGAGCUUGGGUUGCCAAGAAGUCGACUCCGGCCAGACAACUGGCUGGUCCGAGAAUGCAUGUGGUGUGGGUGGACCAGGGGGGCUGAUCUUGGCCGCCCCAGGUUUCCCUCAUCCUUGAAGAGCCCCGACGUCGUGCAGCCGACAGAGCCAACGACCGCGGCUGGCACAUAGUCUGACCUCGAUGCCUCAACUUGAGCGACCAUGCUGCACUGGCGGCGCUACCGCGUGAUGGCUUGUGAUGGUGCAAAUCAUCCAAUGCGAAAGAUGCACGCA